Cynara cardunculus var. scolymus (artichoke) is the source of this 1253-nucleotide messenger RNA. Its product is annotated as NAP1-related protein 1-like. The record is from RefSeq and is a predicted model, not a curated record. Lineage: Eukaryota; Viridiplantae; Streptophyta; Magnoliopsida; Asterales; Asteraceae. The coding region runs from base 190 to 984 and encodes 264 amino acids. Gene Ontology annotation, molecular function: histone binding; chromatin binding. Gene Ontology annotation, cellular component: nucleus; chromatin. The transcript has 10 exons. Gene Ontology annotation, biological process: nucleosome assembly.
AGAUGUCAUUGGCGCCGCAGGUAGACUAGAGCCUCGAAGCAGAGGAUUAUAAACUCCCCCAAAACCCUAACUCUCCUGUGUUGCCUUUUUCUUAACCUCCCAAAACCCUAAACAACACAACCCACUUCCUGUCUUCUUUCCAACAGAUUCUCUCUCCGACGAGACCAAGAACCAUUGCAGGUUUCUAAAAUGGUGGCCGACAAGGGUAAGAAACCCAAGAUCGGAGAGAAAAUCGUCGAGGAGAACGCGGAGCAAAUCGACGGUGAGCUUGUUUUAUCCAUUGAAAAGUUGCAGGAGGUCCAAGAUGAACUUGAAAAGAUCAACGAGGAGGCAAGUGAUAAAGUCUUGGAAGUGGAACAGAAAUACAAUGAGGUCCGGAAGCCGGUGUAUGAUAAGCGUAGUGAUAUCAUCAAAUCGAUUCCUGAUUUUUGGCUGACUGCUUUCUUGAGUCACCCGGUUCUUUCUGAUCUUCUGAGUGAAGAAGACCAAAAGAUCUUCAAGCAUCUGACCUCUCUGGAAGUGGAAGAUUGCAAAGAUGUGAAGUUGGGUUACUCGAUCUCAUUUAACUUCAGUCCCAACCCAUAUUUUGAAGACACAAAACUCACCAAGACUUUUACCUUCCUUGACGAGGGUACAACAAAAAUUACGGCUACCUCAAUAAAGUGGAAAGAGGGCAUGGGUGUUCCUAAUGGGGUUGCCCACGACCACCAUGACCACAAGAAGAAAGGAAACAAGCGAUGCCAUGAGGAGGAUAGCUUCUUUUGCUGGUUCAGUGGGACUCAACAGAAAGAUGUGAUGGAUGAAAUUCAUGAUGAAGUUGCCGAAAUAAUUAGGGAGGAUUUGUGGACCAAUCCUCUUACAUAUUUCAACAAUGAGGCUGAUGAAGAAGAUGGUGAUGAAGGCGAUGAAGAGGAAAAUGGCACAGAUGACUCUGAAGAAGAUGAUGAGGAUCAAGAAGAUGAUGAUGAGGAUGAAGGGAACUGAAUGAGUUUGUGUAAAGUGGUUGGAAAAGUUCAUGUUUAGAGGCUAGAUGUUUUAUCUAUAACUGUGUGGACGUAAAAGGCGGAACUUUUUCCGUUCAAAGAUCUAUAGUUGUUCAUUUUGCAGUUUUUCUGGGAACUACAAUUGAUCAUCAAAGCAAAAAAAGGAAAGUUUCCUGAAUCUAAAAGCGUUUGUUUUGCCUGUGAUGAUAUCAAGUCUGAUGGGAACCUUUUGGUAGGUUAUAUGCUUGAAAUUUGGUCAUUUGCUGCACC